AUGGUGUCUACGAUCCUGCUUUCCGUUCUGAUUGGUGUGCUUCGCAUGAUGGCCAUCCUGCCGAACAUGGUGUGGACACAACUUCCAUGCUAUGCAUUCUACUUUGUGAUGCUCGUUUUUUGGCAGCCGAUACGUGGUACUUUCACAUCGUCUCGCAUCGUCUUCCUUGACCGUCUCUGCAUCCCGCAAGAUGACGAGGAGAAGAAAGCCGCAGGUAUCCGCGGCCUUGCUGGUUACCUGGACCGAGCACGCACCUUGACCGUCUUAUGGUCGAAUGACUACUUUGGGCGGCUCUGGUGUGUGUUUGAGCUGGCCACUUUUCUCCGGAAUCGUUGCAACCGGACGAUCCAGCUCCUGCCAGUGGAGAUGUCCAUGCUCGCCUUUUUGAUAGGUCUCUGCUACAGCAUGGUAAAUCUGGCCCACCGGGUGAUCAACGAGGCACGCAACAUCACCGGGCCCGAAUAUGACGGCAGAAUCGAGCCAGCCCCCUGGCUGGCAACCCUGAGAGCCACUGGUUGGGUGGUAGUGAUGGGUGGGCCUGUGGUCCCGUUCUACAUAUAUCUCGGCCUGAACUUCAUGAUGAAACUUCGCCUCCUACCCACGCAGCUGCACACUUUCGAUGCUCGAAAGGCUAGCUGCUACUGCUGCACGGUGGAUCAUACGGACCCUCGGAACAACGCUCCCAUCUUCUGCGACAGACAGUUGAUCUUGGAAAAGCUGACGGAGUGGUAUGGAGAUGAAGACUGCGAAGACACCGAUACGGGGAUCGAUAGAGCGAUUGAGCAGUUCAACCACCUGGUGCGCAAGGAGCUCGCCGACGUUUUCCUUGAGAUGAUGUCGGGCCGCGACGUUCUGUGGCAAUAUGUCUACCUGUUGAUCGGCAUGAACUGUCCGGUUGUCACCUUCCUCCUGGGCGACAUAGGCUUUCCGCCGGACUCGAUGGAAGGCCGGGCCCUGCAUUCCUGGAGAGCCAGGGAAUGCACCGGCUUUUGCCACAUCUUCCUGCAAAUCUUCGCAGCGGUGCAGCUGUUUUCGACAGUGUGGACUCUUGGGGCGAUAUAUCUCAAAGAUCAUCAUCGGUUCAUGGCUGCUUUGAUGUUGACCCCCAUUCUGAUCGUCUUGGCGGUGGGGCUAUUCUACUAUCCGUUCCGACUGGGUUUGGAGCUCUCGGUUGACGGAAACCUGCUGCCGCCGCUGACAGCUGUCGUGCUCGAGGCCCUUGUCCUUGCCGCCUUGAGCUACACGCGCCGAUUGGCCACGGCAUCGUUCACCCGAACAGCCCUGGAGAGCGCGGAGCAGCUACAGAACUGGCAGGCAGCCAAGUCGCUCAGCCUGAGGUCAUCAGAGUCGGGACAGGAUGUUCCGGCGGACGUAGUGAGCCAUGACAGUUUCUUCAGCAUAUGA
Symbiodinium sp. CCMP2456 is the source of this 1404-nucleotide messenger RNA. The record is from the annotation of a GenBank genome assembly. Lineage: Eukaryota; Dinophyceae; Suessiales; Symbiodiniaceae.